AUGGAAAAGAGAAAGGAGCAAUGGAUGAGGGAGGCUGAACUCCCGCGUCAGAGGUAUCACGAAAUUCUGUCACUUUUUUCUCGCCACGCCACUCGGCUUGUGGGAUCUUAGUUGCCUGACCAGGGAUCGAACCCACACCCUCGGCAAUGAAAGUGCAGAGUCCUAACCACUGGACCGCCAGGGAAUUUCCCCCAUUUUUUCUUUUUUUUUUAAAGGUAUUUAAAAAAUUUUGUUUAUUUUAUUUUUGGCUGCAGUGGGUCUUUGUUGCUGUGUGCGGGCUUUCUCUAGCUGCGGUAAGCAGGGGCUACUCUUCGUUGCGGUGGCUUCUCCUGUUGUAGAGCAUGGGUUCUAGGCACCCAAGCUUCAGGAGUUGUAGCUUGUGGGCUCUGGAGUGCAGGCUCAGUAGUUGUGGCGCAUGGGCUUAGUUGUUCCGCGGCAUGUGGGAUCUUCCUGGACCAGGGCUCGAACCCAUGUCCCCGGCAUUGACAGGUGGAUUCUUAACCACUGCACCACCAGGGAAGCCCCAUUUUUUCUUUCUGAAAGUACAAUUUAAUUGACCCUUUUCGUUAAUUCCACGGGUAUCACCAUAAACCAGCUCCCUAUUUUCUCAUGCUUGGGUUAUUUUGUUCCUAAUGGGAUUUGUGGAUUCCCAGUCAUCAUGAGUUCGGUCAAGAUGCCAUUGACAGAUUUUAUUACCCCAAAGAUUGGUAUUUUGUUGCUUUUUUCUCAGAUUUUAAUAAAAAGAAAUAUAUAUAUAUAUAUAUAUACACAUAUACAUAUACACACUGAAAGUGAUUAUAAAGAGCAUUCUCAUUUUUUAAAAAUAGUGAUAGAUGACUGAGGUUUGGGGACAGGACAAGGGUCUGGGAUACAGUUUAUCCAAGUGAUGGAAAGAGAAAAGAAACAAGACGUGAUGGUCUUAUCAUACUCAGUAUUUAUCUCUGGUAGGAUAAAGUAAUAGUAAAAUUUAGCCACUUUUUUUUUUUUUUUAAAGAAUCUGUUGUUAUGUUCUUACUAACAAAUAGGAUGAUCAGUGACUCCCAUUCUUAGGAAAAAAUGGCAUAUUAAGUAGCAUAAAGCUGAAAGUGAUAACAAAGAGACCAAGGACCAGUAUAAUUUCCCUCCUAUAAAACACUUAUAAAAGGCAGGUCAGCAGGAAGCUUUACGUUUUGUAUUCAUUCGGGUGUUGAAGUUUUUCUCUUGUCAUUGCAGUACCAUCUUUUAUGAUGUCACUCUGUGGGACUGAAUGCACUGCACCCAAAGCCAGGUUCUACUAGGCAGAAAAGGGGUGGAGGGUAUUGAGAAGCUGUGAUACAUUACCCUGGCCAGAAGUGGUGCAUAAUGUUGUAUGCACAUUCCAUCAGCAAAAACAGUGUCUGUCACACCUCAUUGCAAGAGAAAUUGUGAGCUGUUACGUGGCUUGGCUGCCCUGUACCUGGCCACGGUUAACCUCUGUGGAAGAAGGGUGAAACAGAUUCUAGGGGACAGCUUGCUUGUCCAGUCUUCCGGUGUACCCUUCUUAGGAUAUGCAUAUUCCUAAGUUCAAGAAAACAAACUUCAGUUUCAUGGAGAGUUGCAAGUUUGGGUAUAGGUAUUCUUUCAGUGCUUGGCUAUGUUAGGAUUGAUACUUUAAUAGGAUUUCAGAGGAAUAUCUAGGGCUGAUGGAUUUUGUAUUGUUUCUUACGAGUGGGAGGAAGCUGGGAGAUUAGUUACAAUUUAGAUCUGAAAGCUAAUGAAGACCUAUACAGAUGGUCCCUGACUUAUGAUGGAUUGACUUAUGAAUUUCUCAAUAAUGUUGCAAAAGCCAUACAUGUUCAGUAGAAACCAUACUCUGAAUUGUGAAUUUUGAUCUUUUCCCAGGAUAGUGAUGUGCAGUACCUUACUCUUGUGACGCUGCGCAGCAGCUCCCAGUCAGCCAUGUGAUCACGAGGGGAAACAACCAGUACACUUGCAACCUUUCUGUACCCAGAUAACCACUCUGUUUUUAACUUUCAGUAUAGUAUUCAAGAAAUUGCAUGAGAUAUUCAACGCUUUAUUAUAAAACAGGGCUUGUGUUAGAUGGUUUUGCCCAACUGUAGACUAACGUUUAAGUGUUCUGACCACAUUUAAAGUAGGCUGGGCUAAGCUACGAUGUUCAGUAGGUUAGGUGUAUUCAAUGCAUUUUCAACUUAUGAUAUUUUCAACUUCUGAUGGGUUUAUCAGGACACAACCCCACUGUAAGUCGAAGAGGCUCUGUACUCUGAGCCCCCUCCUUCAACCUUGGGCUAUCCACAGAUGCUGCCCUAUGACAUACUUGACUCUUUUAUCCUGUAGUCAUCCCACUAGGUCUGGGUAUCACGACUGCCUACAUGAGUGGAGCCAGUCUGCCCUUGUUCAAAUCUAACUUUCCCCAAGGCUGAGCAAAGUGUUUUUGGGUAAUUACUUAACCAUUGUGUGUUUCCUUUUCUUCAUGUGGAAAACCAGGAUAAUAAGUAGAUAGCUUCUGGGGUUGUUGUGAGGAUUAAAUGAGCUUAUGUGUAUAUCACGUAGAACACUGCCUGGCGAAUGCUAAGUGCUAUACAGAUAAGUGCUUGACAUAUAAUAAGGGCUGUGCAACUGUUUUCUCUCAUAAUCACCAUCAGCACCACCACUGGUAUCUGACUCAGCAGUUUCCCUGUGCACAAUCUCAAUCAGCUCCAUGUGACUUUUCCUCUAUCCUUUGCUAACUGUUCACUGUAUCUAUUUCAUCUUUUUCUCCUUCUAGAAGGGGAGUCUGGGCUUGAAACCCUACAAUGGGAAAUUUCUGAAACAGCUUCAUUUCACAAUGAGAUGUUGGAUGAAGUCACAAGAGAUGGCUCAUGGUGUUCCAUUUUAGAAAAGCUGUGGGAAGAAGCUGACCAAACAAAGAGAGAUCAGAAAAAUCAAAGUAAACCUUCACAUCAGGGGGCUUUCCUCAACAAGAAAAAAUUGAACACAGAGAGGGACUGUAACUAUAAGGACCCUGGAAAAAUCAUCCGUGCGAGGCCCCACCUUGUUUCUUCACAAAAGAGACCUUGUAAACGUUGCUCUCGUGCAAAAAGGUUGAAACCUAACCUAGAAGUAAAUCAUCAAAAUCAAAAUCAAAGCAACACCACAGAACACCUUGAUGAGAUGGUUGAAUCUGGUCAGCUAUUCACCCAUAGCUCUUCCAGUGCCAGCUGCAAAAAUACUCAUACAGGAGAGAACUUCUGUGAAGGUAAUUCAUGUACAAAAGGCUUCGGCCAUAAACAGUCAUUCACACAACAUCAAGUUCACACUCAGGAAAAACCAGAUAAGUGCACUGAGUGUGGGAGGGACUUUACCCAGAAGUCACACCUCCUUGAACAACAGAGAUUCCAUAGUGUAGAAAACCUCCAGGAAUGUGGUAAAUGUGGGAGAGCCUUCACCCCACAACCAAAACUCGGUGUAUAUGUGACAGAUCAUACAGGUAACAUACCGUAUAUAUGUAAGGAAUGUGGAAAAGUCUUUGUUCAGAGGCCAGAACUGGUUACACACCAGAAAACUCACACUAGAAAGAAGCCCCAUAAAUGCCAUGAAUGUGGAAAAGCCUUUUUCCAGAUGUUAUCUCUCUUCAGACAUCAGAAAACUCAUACUAGAGAAAAACUCUAUGAAUGCAGUGAAUGUGGGAAGGGCUUCUCCCAGAAUUCAACCCUCAGUAUACAUCAGAAAAUUCAUACCGGCGAGCGACAGUACAUAUGCAGUGAAUGUGGGAAGGCCUUCACCCAGAAGUCAACACUCAGCUUGCACCAGAGGAUCCAUUCAGGGGAUAAGUCUUAUGUGUGUAUUGAAUGUGGCCAGGCCUUUAUCCAGAAGGCACACCUGAUUGUACAUCAGAGAAGUCACACGGGAGAGAAACCUUAUCAGUGCCACAACUGUGGAAAAUCCUUCAUUUCCAAGUCACAACUUGAUAUACAUCAUCGAAUCCAUACUGGGGAGAAACCUUAUGAAUGUAGUGACUGUGGGAAAACCUUCACCCAAAAGUCACACCUCAACAUACACCAGAAAAUUCACACUGGAGAAAGACACCACGUGUGCAGUGAAUGUGGGAAGGCCUUCAACCAGAAGUCAAUACUCAGCAUGCAUCAGCGAAUUCACACUGGAGAGAAGCCUUACAAAUGCAGUGACUGUGGGAAAGCCUUUACUUCCAAGUCACAAUUCAGAGAGCAUCAGCGGAUCCACACUGGAGAGAAACCCUAUGUAUGCACUGCAUGUGGGAAGGCUUUCAAUGGUAGGUCAAAUUUCCAUAAACAUCAGAUGACUCACAGUAGAGAGAGAACUUUUGCCUGUUACAAGUGUGGACACACCUUCACCCAGAAAUCAGAGCUGAUUACACAUCAGAGAACUCAUAUAGGAGAGAAACCUUACGAAUGCUGUGACUGUGGGAAGUCCUUCAGUAGGAAACCACAACUCAAAGUGCAUCAACGAAUCCACACGGGAGAGAGACCUUACAUGUGUUCCAAGUGUGGGAAGAGCUUCAACAACAGAUCAAAUUUUAAUAAACACCAAACAACUCAUACCAGAGACAAAUCUUCAGUUCCUAAUAUGCAUAUACAUAAAUGAAAUAAACUGAAUUUCUUGAAGAAAAAAAUCUUAUGAGUCAGGUUUAGUCAUAUAUUAUAGAAUUCAUGCUUCAGAAAAACUCUAGGGAUGCACUGCAUGUCACCAAGUUACACAUUUUAUGCGAAGGAAAUUACUCAGGAAAGAACUUUUAAGAAUGAGUGGAAAUGUCCAUAUUUGUACUAGCCUCAUUAGAAGUUAUAAAAUUCACUUGGGGAAGAAACCCUGACUAAUGUAGAGUAUGGUAUAAGACAGAAUCUUUAGGUCAGCAUAUUUAUUUAUAUACACACAUACACAUGCCCUCAAUUCUGUAGUGUCUGCUAUAGAAUUCACUGCAGAACAGGAGGUGUCAAUAAAUUAUAUAUUUUUUAAAAGAACCUAAUAUAUACACAGAUGAAUGUACAUUUUUUGGUAAGUGUAUAAAUGUGAUUCUAGUCUUCACAGUGUCAUUUUUCUCUUCUGUCAUGAUUAGUUCAGCUCUACCCUCCUCUUUCCACCUCCCCCAUCUAUGGUGAAACUUUUACUCUAUGGACUAUCGUAUUUUUAUACACGCUCCUAAACCAUUUAGGCCAAGAGUCAGCAAACUGGCCAUCAGCCAUCAGCCAAAUCUGGUUGGCCACCUGUGUUUUUUAAAUAAAGUUUUAUUGGAACACA
Globicephala melas (long-finned pilot whale) is the source of this 5229-nucleotide messenger RNA. RefSeq names its product zinc finger protein 175 (gene ZNF175). Gene Ontology annotation, biological process: regulation of transcription by RNA polymerase II. Gene Ontology annotation, molecular function: DNA-binding transcription factor activity, RNA polymerase II-specific; RNA polymerase II cis-regulatory region sequence-specific DNA binding. The record is from RefSeq and is a predicted model, not a curated record. NCBI's taxonomy places the organism in Eukaryota, Metazoa, Chordata, Mammalia, Artiodactyla, Delphinidae.